This is a messenger RNA of Encephalitozoon intestinalis ATCC 50506, 1275 nucleotides long. Its product is annotated as translation elongation factor 1-alpha. Bases 1 to 1275 code for a protein of 424 amino acids. Gene Ontology annotation, cellular component: translation release factor complex. Gene Ontology annotation, biological process: translation. Gene Ontology annotation, molecular function: GTPase activity; translation release factor activity; GTP binding. The transcript has a single exon. Lineage: Eukaryota; Fungi; Microsporidia; Unikaryonidae. The record is from RefSeq and is a predicted model, not a curated record.
AUGGAUUUGGAGAAAGUACGUAUUUCUCAAAAGAAGGUUAUCAACAUUGUAUUUGUCGGCCAUGUUGAUGCAGGAAAGUCAACGAUAUGCGGGCAGAUCCUUGUUCAAAUGGGAUUGGUAGAUCCAAGGACAUUGGAGAAGUAUAAGGAGAUGUCUCGAGAACAGAAUAGAGAAAGUUGGUAUUUGAGCUGGUGUCUGGACAUCAAUCCUGAAGAAAGAGAGAGGGGAAAGACUACAGAAGUAGGAACGGCAUCGUUUGAGCUUCCUCACAGAAGAAUAAAUAUACUAGACGCACCGGGGCAUAACCAGUUUGUAUUUGAGAUGAUAAAUGGGGCCAACCGAGCGGAUGUGGGGAUACUGGUUAUAUCUGCAAGGAUAAACGAGUUUGAGGCGGGGUUUGAAAAGGGAGGUCAGACUAGAGAACACAUCUUUUUGUUAAAGGCCGGAAGUGUCCAAAGGUUGAUUGUACUAGUUAAUAAGAUGGAUGAUCCAAGUGUGGGAUGGAACAAGAGUAGGUUCGAUGAGAUCAAGGACAAAGUCUCGGCAUUUGUUAGAAGGAUGUUUCCUGUCCCUGUAUUUAUUCCUGUUAGUGGAUUUACUGGAGAAUACAUCAAGGACAAAGGAUCAUGCCCAUGGUACGAUGGGGAAUCUUUUCUUUCGGAGCUCGACAAGAUAACAAUCCCAAGAAGAUCGGAUGUGCCUUUGGCAAUUACUGUUACAGAAAAGGUAAAGCUAAUGGGAAUGACGAUUUUGUACGGGAAGGUUGAAUGCGGAAAGGUAACUCCCGGGAUGCCAAUAAAAAUCCUGCCACACAAUACAAAGAACUUCAUUUCGUCUAUAAUGGAUGAUGAAGAUGUUGAAAUUGAGGAAGGGAAUCCAGGAGAUGUUGUGAAACUGAAGCUAAAGGAGGAUCCAGAUGAUGUAUCAGUUGGAACUAAAAUACUAGAUCUCAACAACAUGGAUUACAGAUCUACACAGGAAUUUACAUGUGGAUUAAACAUACUCGACGUCGAUACAAUAAUAAGCUCUGGGUAUACAUGUAUUCUUCAUGUAGGAAUUGCUACCGUUCAGUGCAAAAUAAAAGAAAUAAGGGACAUCAAUAACAAGAAGAUCAGAUUCUGCCGCCAUGGAAGUAAGGUUCUUGCAAAGAUAGUGGUUUCAUCUCCUAUCUGCGUUUUUCAUGGUAACAAGGAUGAAGAAGAAAGACAGAGAUUUGCACUGAGGCUCGAGAGUAAAACCAUUGCUGUAGGUGUAAUAAGAACCGUAAAAGAAUAA